CAGUUUCCAAAAUAUUUAGAUCUUGAACGCGAUGGGUUUAGUAACAACAACAGAGACAACCAUGUCAGAGAAAGUAGAUAUAAAUCAACUUCAUGAUGAAUUUAAUCAAGAAUGUAAACAUAUUCAAUCACUGAUAGAUACAUCAUCCACAGAAGGCCAUACAGAAUUAAAGAAAAAGAUCAUACAAUUGCAGAACAAGAUUGAAGAAGUCUCACACUUAUUGCCCAGUUAUCAACAACUAUCAUACACUGAAGUGAGUUCCACAACUUUCAUAUGGAUUUUGGAUCUAAACUGACACCUGAUAUAGCAAAUACGAUCUCUACUAGAGGCCGUUGAAAAGAAGAAUGCACCACAAAAGAGAUUCAAAUUUUCAAGAAAACCUCAACCAAAGAAACCUCUACAAAAAGAACCAGUGAAUCUUAUACAGGAACAAGAAGAAAUUCCAAAUGUUGCGGGUGUGAACAGAUCAAGUAGGGAAAUCGCUGAUGAAACAAAAAUCUUCUGCAAAGAUGUUGAAUCUUCAAUACUUAUUUU
Molecule: messenger RNA, 534 nt
Organism: Hansenula anomala
Lineage: Eukaryota; Fungi; Ascomycota; Saccharomycetes; Phaffomycetales; Wickerhamomycetaceae
Exons: 1
Coding region: 62-295 (77 amino acids)
Source: RefSeq, a predicted model, not a curated record